Molecule: messenger RNA, 663 nt
Organism: Monodelphis domestica (gray short-tailed opossum)
Lineage: Eukaryota; Metazoa; Chordata; Mammalia; Didelphimorphia; Didelphidae
Gene: SRA1
Product: steroid receptor RNA activator 1
Biological process (GO): regulation of transcription by RNA polymerase II
Cellular component (GO): nucleus
Source: RefSeq, a predicted model, not a curated record
AUGGCGGAGCUGUACGUGAAGCCGGGGAACAAAGAUAGAGGCUGGAAUGACCCUCCACAAUUCUCUUAUGGGUUGCAGACCCAGGCUAGCAGUAAUAAGAGGACACCACUCACCAAGCGGGUAGCAGCUCCCCAGGAUGGUUCUCCAAAAGUGCCUGCUUCAGAGCCUUUUACUGGGGCUCCUCCAGUGGGACCACCACCUCUUCUGAUCAAGGCUCCAGGGCCCCCUCCUGGGGGGAGCUCUUCUCCCGUGAGGUUGGAACCUUCCAGCUCCCUAGUCACUUGUGAAACCAUGCUGGAAGAUGUGUUGGGACCCUUGGAACAGACUUUGGAGGAGUGCCGGGCUCAUACACAGGUCUUUGAUGACAUCAGCCGGCGCUUAGCUUUGCUUCAGGGACAGUGGAAGAGUGAGAAGCUGUCAGUUCCUGUGAGGAAGAGGAUGGCACUGCUGGUACAAGAGCUCAGGAGCCACAACUGGGAUGGAGCUGAUGACAUACAUCGAUCACUGAUGGUGGAUCAUGUGACUGAGGUCAGUCAGUGGAUGGUGGGAGUGAAAAGGUUAAUUGCAGAAAGGAGGAGUCUGCCUUCAGGGGAAGCCGAUAAGGAGAAGCCUACUACAACAGAGGAGAAUGAGGAGGUCUCAGGCCUCUCUACAACUCUGUGA